Molecule: messenger RNA, 718 nt
Organism: Adelges cooleyi (spruce gall adelgid)
Lineage: Eukaryota; Metazoa; Arthropoda; Insecta; Hemiptera; Adelgidae
Product: zinc finger protein 593
Exons: 4
Coding region: 264-695 (143 amino acids)
Molecular function (GO): zinc ion binding; nucleic acid binding
Source: RefSeq, a predicted model, not a curated record
UCCAUAAAAGUAAGGUUAGGACUGUAAAGUGUAGACCAGCAUGUUUUCUCGUACUUAUCAGCUCGCUGCUCGUGUCUCGUGUAUUGUUUGACGUAUUUAAAAUUUAUAUUUGUAGGUAUUUCGUGUUCGAAAUAAUUUGUGUGACAUAAAUAAUAAUAUAUUUUAAACAAUUCGAUUAAAAAUUUGAAGACACAAGUCAUUUUAGGACUGAAGAAACUGUUGCUAUAUCAGUCGAGGGCAUUUGAGAAGUAUAUCAAGAUAUUAUGCCUGGACCACAAAAGAAAAAAAAACAUCACGUUGGAGACACAUUUUAUAAGAGAAAUUACAAAACCAAGUACAGAGCUAGAGACAUUGAUGAGGUAGAUAAUGAUUUAAAAAAAGAAAAUGCUGAUAGAUUGUUAAAGCAAGCUCUCGACUUUGAUAAACCUGGCGAGGGACAACAUUACUGCAUUCAUUGCGCGCGAUAUUUUUUGAGUGAACAAGUUCUGAAAGACCAUUUUCGUACAAAAUUACAUAAAAAGCGAAUUAAGGAACUUAAACUUGAACCUUACACUAUUGAAGAAUCUGAACGUGCUGCUGGCUUUGGAAGUUAUGUCACACCUAAGGCAAGAAUUAUAUCUACUCAACCAACAAAUGUAGAAGAAUAUAAAGAACCUGAAGAAGUAGAUAUUUGUUCAUUAAAUAUAGAUAUUUAAUAUGAUUAAAGUAUUUCCUAUUA